This is a messenger RNA of Cyprinus carpio (common carp), 1727 nucleotides long. RefSeq lists its product as uncharacterized. Gene Ontology annotation, biological process: cell surface receptor protein tyrosine kinase signaling pathway; positive regulation of MAPK cascade. The record is from RefSeq and is a predicted model, not a curated record. Gene Ontology annotation, cellular component: cytoplasm. NCBI's taxonomy places the organism in Eukaryota, Metazoa, Chordata, Actinopteri, Cypriniformes, Cyprinidae.
AAAGAGAGAGAGAAAAGAGAAGCAAGACAAAGGCCAGCUGAAGAACCAUGGAGGAGGACAUCAGGAGAAAAGGGAUGCUUUAUCUUCAUCAGCAACGCUUCGGCAAGAGAUGGAGGAAGGUGUGGUGCGUGCUGGCGGCGGAGAGCAGACGCAGCGUGUCACGGCUGGAGCUGUACGAGCACAAACAGUCCUCCAUCAAACAGGGCUCCAGCAAACGCAAGCCCGACUACAAACAGGUGAUCCGGCUGCGAGAGUGCAUCCAAAUAUCAGAAAGAGAGAUAGCCGACUGCCCCAAAGACUGCGUCGCCUUUUACCUCGAGACCUCAGACAAACUUUACUUGUUCGCUGCCCAGCGUUCAGAGGUGAAGGGCUGGAUCAAGAGUCUGUGCGAGCAGGCGUUCCCUCACACAGAGAGCUGUAACUACGAACAUGUGAGCAGUUCCGACGCCAGAGUAAUGCAGGAAAACUCACUUUAUGACACAGCAGAGAGCGUUCGGGAUUUUCUGGUGAUGGCAGUGGGCACAGAGGCUGCUGUUCGGUGCAGUCUGUAUGGGGAAUAUAUCCUCACUCCCCUGCCGGACUGCUUACUCCUGAAGGAUGUUAAAACUAAGAAAGUGCUAUUCAAAUGGAUGUACUGUUAUGUAAGGAAGUUUGGACAAGACAAGCUGUCUUUUUCCUUUGAGGCUGGUCGCAGAUGUGAGUCCGGCGAGGGGAAUUUCGAGUUUGCAACCCAUCAGGGUGAAAGACUGUUCAACAUUGUCAGUGCAGCCAUCCAGAAUCUACCCAGACCCUCCACAGCAAAGCCAAUCAGCCCUGACCAUGUAGAACAAAGUCUAGCUCAAGAAACCACAGCCGCAAAUGAAACGUACAACUACACCAUAGAUAGUCAAGAGUCUGACUUUUUGCCUGAGGGGAAAAUGCAGAAAGCAUCAAAAAUGCUCAACCCCUCUUGGAGGAGCUUUUCUUUGAAUGCAAUUGAACCACAAAGUGAAAGUCAAGUGUCGAGCAUCGACGCCGGCCCCGAGAAUCAGGAACCCAUCUACGCCACAGUGUCAAAGGCUCAGCAAAAAGCCAUUUCCCCUACAGACCCUCAAAUGCACUGGCAAAACCUGAGAAAAGCUCUCCAGCAGUCUGAGACUUUCCGAGACUCUUUCAAGACCGACGCUGACAUUUCGCAGCUGUCUGAUUUCGUGAUCCCCUGGGAAGAGGGUGCGCAUGAAGAGACGGAGGCCGCAGAAGGUUCGACUGACUUGUUGGAUGAUUCCAUCCAGCAAUUAGCAAUUAAUGACGCAUUACAGGACAUCAGUGCAGAAGCAAUUUAUGCAGAACCACAGGACUUCCAAGCCAGAGCUGAGUGGGUUGUCGGCUGUGUUUAUGAUGAACCGGAGGAGGUCAUCAAGGCUAAUGAAAGAGCUCAUGAUGGGGCAGACCACCUAGCCGAGCAUGACUUCUUCUACAGCCCUGACAUGGGCGCUACACAGGCCAUGGCUGCCCUCUCCAACCCUGUUCAAAGUUCAGAUGAGUUCUCAACUUACGACAACUUAGGGUUGAAGGGAAGACGCGUGUAACAUAGCAUGUUCAUUCAACAAUCAUAAAUUAAGGGGGGAAUUAUUAAUAAUUGUGUCUGUUGAAAGCAAUAUUUAUUUGUAUACGCUAAUGUCAUAUUAAAAUAUACAGUUGGGCACACACACACACUUAAAUUGUAUAUCGCAAUGUUACAAAAAUCU